AUGAAGUGCCUCAACAUGAUCCUUUUGUUUGUGACUCUAGCUAUCGGAGCUACCGCAGAGGCUUCCGUGCGGACAUGUGAACCGAUUAAAGUGGCGAUGUGCAAGAACAUUGGUUACAAUCAAACUGGCAUGCCGAACCUGGCACGGCAUACAUUGCAAGUGGAAGCUGAUGUGACUCUACAGACAUACAGUCCCUUAGUUCAGUACGGGUGCUCCUCACAAUUGCAUUUAUUCCUCUGUUCUGUUUACGUCCCGAUGUGUACAGAUAAGGUCGCGCUCCCAAUCGGACCAUGUAGGGGGCUUUGCGAGAGUGUUUACUCUAGGUGUUAUCCCGUCUUAAGAGGGUUCGGAUUCCCCUGGCCGUCGGAGCUCGACUGUUCGUUGUUCCCGGCUGAAAACAAUCAUGAACAUAUGUGCAUGGAGGGUCCCGGCGAGCGAAUGCCACCGAUCGGGACGAUCCCGUUGGAUGCGGCUACGACAACUGGACGAGGCGCUUGUCGCCGGCUCGUGAAACCGAAUAGCUGGGUUUGGGUCCGGGGUACCGGGCGGUGUGCGCAGUUUUGUGACGCGGAAGUACUGUGGGAAGCGGGCGAGCGGAGAGCGGCGGAGGUUUGGCUGGCGACCUGGGCUGCUCUGAGUUUCGCGUGUACCCUGGCCGCCGUCGGAGCUCAACUGGCUUGUGGGGACAGAGGCGGAGCAGGGGAACGGGCGCUCGUUCUGGUGGCGCUGUGCCGAUGCGCUGCGGCUGCCGGCUGGGGAGUCCGCGCCGCGGCUGGCCGGUCAGCCGCUGGCUGCGCGAAGGACUCCAUGUCUCCAACUCGCAUGUUACUGGCACACGACGGCUUGGCGAAUCCCAAUUGCGCCGUCGUGUUUCUGCUGUUGUACUACUUCGGGCUUGCGGCAUCCGUUUGGUGGGUGGUUGUAGCUGGUGCGUGGAGGGCCAGCGUUCUCCGGCCACCAGCUAACCCUGGGACCGCUCGCAACGAUCGACACUCCUCUCUGCUCCAACUGGCGGCAUGGGGCGUGCCAGCCGCUUUAGCCGCCGCUGUACUAGUCACCAGGGACGUAGACGCGGAUGAACUUACUGGCACAUGUUUCGUGGGGAACCAAUCGAGUAAGUCGUUGCUCGCCUUGGUAAUCAUACCAGAAGCGAUUUGUUUGCUCCUCGGCAGCGUGUUCCUGGCUUCGGGGCUCCGCGCGAUCCUGCAACGGCCGGCGCCCGUUCCUGCUCCAACAGCUCUCCUGAACACACCCCCACAGCCACAUACCGACCAAAGCUUGCUGCGACUGGGCGCGUUCGCAGCGCUUUACGCCGUCCCGUCCACCUGCAUCCUAGUCACGUGGAUAUACGAGUACACAUGGCGCGACGACUGGCUCGCCGCCCCCGUCCCCUCGAUGGAGCCCUCGACGCAGCCGCGUCCCGCUUUCUGGGUGUUCUUAUUUCGAAUUUUCGCAACUCAAAUCCUAGGCGUCAUGGUCGCAGUGUGGAUAGCGACGCCGCGCUUGAAAGCGCUUUGGCGCCGGAUCUCGGGCCCCACGAAGCCCGCGAUGGCGAAGUGUCCGGCCGGCCCACCUCAAGCUCCAUUAACGCUGCAGUGCUACGCCGCCCACGCGCACACACUGCCGCGACACCCACACAAAUACGCGACGUACAGACCGCCGCAACACCAAUCGUACAGGAAACCGAGGCAUUACCAUUAUUCGGCUGGCGAGACCAUUCUA
Iphiclides podalirius (scarce swallowtail) is the source of this 1722-nucleotide messenger RNA. The record is from the annotation of a GenBank genome assembly. NCBI's taxonomy places the organism in Eukaryota, Metazoa, Arthropoda, Insecta, Lepidoptera, Papilionidae.